This is a messenger RNA of Penaeus indicus, 6844 nucleotides long. Its product is annotated as discoidin domain-containing receptor 2-like. NCBI's taxonomy places the organism in Eukaryota, Metazoa, Arthropoda, Malacostraca, Decapoda, Penaeidae. The record is from RefSeq and is a predicted model, not a curated record. Gene Ontology annotation, cellular component: plasma membrane; signaling receptor complex. Gene Ontology annotation, molecular function: ATP binding; protein tyrosine kinase collagen receptor activity; collagen binding. The transcript has 9 exons. Bases 1172 to 3988 code for a protein of 938 amino acids. Gene Ontology annotation, biological process: positive regulation of neuron projection development; cell surface receptor protein tyrosine kinase signaling pathway; positive regulation of kinase activity.
GCGGAAGAGAGAGGUCACGCCGCUCUCGCUCCUGUGACCUUCCUAAGAGUGAGGGAACUUUUAUAUUAAUAUAUUUUUUUUCCUCCUCCGCCUUCUUUGGAAAAUACGGAAAUCCUAUGGUGCGAGACAAGAUUCCACGUUAAUCCAAGUGUUGUGUUUUGAGUGUUUGUGAAAAGAAAAAAAAAAAAUAUUUUGGAAUUUAUUAAGAGGUCGAAUCGAACGGGAUUUUGUGAUGCGGUUUUGAAUAUUUAUUUAUUUUUUUUCUCUCUCUUGGAGGAUUCGUCGUCGACAGGUCCUUGAGUGCUCUGAGAGAUUUUCACCGAAGGAAAAGAAAACGCAAAGGAACGAAACCGACGCCUCCAAGAAGUGAUUUUUCUUCCACUCGUUAAGAAAAAAGAAAAAAAAGAAAAGAAAAGAAAGAAAGAAAAGAAAAAGAAAAAAAAAGUCAUAAGUGAAAAGUGGACCAAAUAAAAAGAAAUGUGAAAAGAAAGAAGGAAAAUAAACAAGGCAGUUUAUAAAGGGGAAAUAAACGAGGCAGUUACAAAAGGAAAGGAAGAUAAAAAAACAAGGCAGUUACAAAGAAAAAAGAGAAAGAUAAAAACAAGGCAAUUUCUUUUCCAAAUCUUUUCGAAAAUAGAAAGAAAAAAUCCGGGUGAAUUACUGUACAAAAAAAGAACCAAUUAAAGAUCUUUGCAACUAAUGCAGAAAUAACAUUAUUUAUAACAUAAUGAUAAAAUUGACAAAGAGCUAAAGUGGCAUAUAGGCCUACCGUCUGAUAUUGGCCUAUAUAGUUAAAUAGAUUUAUAUAUAAAAAAACAAGAAAUUGAGCAGAGAAUUUUUUUUUUGAAAAGAAAAGAAAAAGUUUGGAAAGAAAAAACGAGAAAAUAAAACUAAAACGUACUCUACACCGAAAGAAGGAAAUACCUUUUACUUUUUUGUCGUAAAAGGAAGAGAAAGAGAGAGAAAGAGAAAGAAAUACAAAGGAAAGGAGAAAGAAAAACAAGAGAGAAAAAUAAAAAUCCAAGCCUUACCACAUGUGAUCACCCCCCUCCCCCCUUAAUCCCAACAACCCCCCCCCACUCAUAACCCCACAUACGCAUACCCCUCCCCCCCACAUAUGUGACCCCCUGCCCACCCCCACCCCCCACAUAGGCAAACCUCAUAACUCAACAUGAGGCCUCAUAUGUUGUUCUACCUAUGGAUGAUGGUGGUAACCGUGCUAACAGCCAGGUCCGCCGUAUCGCUCGAAACAGACCAAUGCGACGCCGCCCUCGGAAUGGAAUCUGGCGCCAUCCCCGACGAACACAUCUCGGCGUCCUCCUACUUCGACGCCGCCGUCAACGCCAUCUAUGGGAGGGCGCGCGUGGAGGCUGGCGGCGGCGCGUGGUGUCCUCGAGACAUGAUUCACAACGAGGGCAAGGAGUUCCUGGAGGUGAACCUGGGCGGCCUGCACGUGGUGGCCAAGGUGGAGGUGCAGGGGCGCUUCGGCAACGGCCAGGGGCGCGAGUUCGCCAGGCAGUACAAGCUGCAGUUCUGGCGGCCCGGACUCGCGCACUGGGUCACCUACGCGGACGGGCGCGGAGAGGAGCUCCUCGAAGGGAAUUCCAACACCUACCUCGCCCAGAGUUCUCAGCUGAGCCCGCCCAUCAUAGCCUCGAGGGUGAGGUUCGUCCCCUUCAGCCACUACUCGCUCACCGUCUGCAUGAGGGUUGAGGUCUACGGAUGCCGGUACACAGACGGCCUGCUGUCGUACUCGAUGCCCGACGGCGACCCGCGCGGCGGCGACGGCGCGCUGCGCGACCUGACCUACGACGGCGCGCGCAAGGACGGCUGGCUCUCGGGCGGCCUCGGCCAGCUCACCGACGGCGAGACCGGGCACACCAACUUCCGCGUCGACGCCCUCGGCAGGGGCAGAGGCUACGAGUGGAUCGGCUGGAAGAACGACACGCGGCAGACGCGGCCCGUCGAGAUCACGUUCGAGUUCGACUCCGUCAGGAACUUCUCGGCCGUCCACAUCUACACCAACAACUUCUUCACGAGAGACACUCAGGUGUUUUCCCACGCCCGCGUCUCCUUCAGCGUGGGCGGUGAGCGGUAUGACACGCAGCCCACCAUCGACUACGAGUACGUGGUGGACCGCAUCUUCGAGAGCGCGCGCAACGUCACCAUCCGCCUCCACAACGCCGCCGCCAAGUUCGUGAAGCUCGAGCUGUACUUCGCGCUGCGCUGGAUCAUGAUCUCCGAGGUCGCCUUCGACUCAGUUCCUUGCGGCUGCAACCUGACGGACGAGGAGUCGCUGGCGCUGCCGACGGAGACGCUGAAGGAGAAGAGCGUGCUGGGCGAGGAGGUGCAGGAGUCGCAGCCCGUCGUGCCCGCCCACUCAUCCUCGUCGGGGCUGUUGGUGGGCGGGCUGGCCACGCUGGGCGUGAUCUUCACCGUGGUGCCCGUGGCGCUGUGCGUCGUGUACUACCGCGUGCGGCUGUCCAAGAAGGCCAAGACGCCGCCGUCGACCAUCAACAGCGUCGACGCCAAGAAGGUGUCCAUGAAGAUGAAGGACCUGCACAUCAACAUGAACCUCUCGCCCAUGGCCAACGGCUACUCGCGCGCCAAGGGCGAGCUGUACGGCCACGUGGCCAUGGACGAGGAGGCGGCGGCCAUGUACCAGGAGCCGUUCAAGGGGCCGCUGCACAACCCCGGCUACUACACGCUGGGCACCGCCGGCGCCGCCUCCGAGACGCCCCUCAAGUGCCCGCUGCCGCUCGACACCGACGACUCCGUGGACUACGCCGUGCCCGAUGUCAACAUGACGCCGCCGCCGCCCUUCUCCGAGGUGUACUCGCCGCCGCCGCCCGUGCCGCUCACGCGCCCGCCCUCCACGCUGCCCACCAUCCGCACGCGCAAGGACUCGCCGCUGCCGCCGCCCGUGCCCGCCAUGCCCCCGCCGCCCGAGCAGGAGUACUACGCCGCGCCGCAGCUGUGCCAUGCGUCCAACAUCCAGGGCGUGACCGGCUCCGUGAUCUACGCCGUGGCCGACGCCGCCUGCGCCGGCGGGAAGGAGCCGCCGGUGCCCGAGGUACCGCAGCACCGCAUCCGCGUGCUGGAGACCCUGGGCGAGGGCGUGUUCGGCCAGGUGCAGCUGUGCGAGAUCGAGGAGUCGGACGGGCCGCGGCUGGUGGCCAUGAAGAGCCUGCGCGCCGGCGCCAAGGACACCACCAAGAAGGACUUCCGGCAGGAGACGCGCGUCCUCAGCCGCCUCGACGACCCCAACAUCGUGAGGCUGGUGGGCGUGGUGACGCGUGCCGACCCGCUGUGCAUGCUGCUGGAGUACAUGCACCACGGCGACCUGUACCAGUUCCUGCGGCGGCACCAGGGCGAGGGCACCGUCACGCCCGUCAGCUUCACCGUGCCCAGCGGCGGCGGCGACGACCAGCCCGUGCUAAGCUACGGCGCGCUCAUCUACAUCUCGUCGCAGAUCGCCUCGGGCAUGAAGUACCUGGAGAGCCUGAACGUGGUGCACCGCGACCUGGCGACGCGCAACUGCCUGGUGGGCGGCGGCCUCUGCGUCAAGAUCUCGGACUUCGGCAUGAGUCGGCCGCUCUACUCCAGCGACUACUACCGCCUGAGCGACUCGCGCGCGCUGCUGCCGAUCCGCUGGAUGGCGUGGGAGGCCAUCCUGCAGGGGCGCUUCUCCACCAAGAGCGACGUGUGGGCCUUCGGCGUGACGCUCUGGGAGAUCCUGACGAUGGCGCGGCAGCAGCCCUUCGACGAGCUCAGCGACGAUGGCGUCCUGGAGAACGUGUCUCACUGUUACCAUGGCGACGGCUCCGGCAUGAUGCUGCUGCCGCAGCCGCCGCUCUGCCCGCGCGAGAUGUACGACAUGAUGGCCGCCUGCUGGAGGCCCAACCCGCGCCAGCGGCCGCCCUUCUGGGAGGUCCUCAUGUUUCUGCAGCGCAAGAACCUCGGAUACACGGUCGAUUACGUCGAGUGAAGAGUGCCCUUCGCGAGUGCCAUUCACACGUACGAUCUCCCCGGAGUGAAAACGGUAGUGGAAAAUGGUGAUUCUAAAAAAAACAACUAUUUGUGGAAAGAAAGAAAAUAGAAAUAUUAUGUAAUUUGGUGUUUCUUUGCUGCAACAUGCAUUUGGAUGGUGACGAUGGCGGAACUUUACCUGCGCGAAGUCACCCUUAGUGUGUUCCUAAUAUGGAGUUCAGUGUGAAAAGAAACAGUUAUUCUCCCGUAGCGCUGUUCCAUCUCCUUUAUCGGUUGUGUCUGACGUUUUAUAGUCGCGAAAAAAGGAAAAGAAGAAUGCGAUAGUGCUUCAAAGGAAACUCGAACAAAUAAAACAUAUCAUUAAAAAAAAAUAAAAAGUUCCAGUGACUCGUGUUCUUCCAACAAACAAACAAAAAUAGAAAUAGACGAAUAAAUAGAAUAAAUAGACAGAUGAAAGGCGUAAAGAAAGGUUGUAUAUCCCUGGCAGUUCCUCGCAAUGGUGCAGGUCAUGUUUUGGCUUCCGGGUCGUGCAGUUGAUCUUGUGGGAAACUCGUGCUGAACUUGGAAGUGAAGAUACGAAAAACAAAGCAAAAAACAAACAAAAAAUAAGAAUAAGAAUCAAUUAAGUCAAGUAGAAUUGAAAAAAAAAGAAAUUUGUGGUUGAAAAAUAUCUGACAUUGAUUUUUGGCGUGCAUGUUGUCGUGCAAUCAGUAGAUAAAUUGUACUUGGAUCAAUUUUGCAAUUUCGACAGAAAAGGCAAAAAAAAAAUUAUUUGGUGUGUAUUCAAAACAAAAGAAUUAAAUGUGCGUGGUUGUUAUUAUUUUUAAACAAGGAUGUGGCUUUUUUCUAAAAAUAAGUACGAGUAAAGAUAUUUAAAAAAUCUUUAAUGUAGCCACUUACAAAAUAAAAAGGCAUAUCGUGCAAAUUAGAUAAUAUUCAAAGUUAUAUAGAAUUUAGAAAUAGAUAUAUCAUAUCAAUGAUGCCUUUCUCUUUUUAUUUCGAUAGAUUUUUUUUUCAAUUUACUUUUACAUAAAUGUGCUUCCACGAUUUCAUUUUCGUUCUUUUUUAUUAUUAUUAUUUAUUUAUGAUUAUUAUUAUUAGCCAUAAAGGGUUUGCUUUAGCCGUUUUUUGGUUGAUUGACCUGUUUUUUUUUAUUAAUUAAGAACAGGUUCCUGUGAUUUAUCUGUGAUAUAAAUUAGUCAGGGAUUGGUCCGUACUUUUUCGUGGCCAAUGAUUGCAUUUUGUCUCGCCUUUCUUUCAAUUGUUUUCGUUUUGAGAACAUGUUUUAUUAUCAUUUUAUUAUUAUUAUUAUUAUUAUUAUUAUUAUUAUUAUUAUUAUUAUUGUAAUUGUCAUUUAUACAUUUGUCAGUCGUUUGUCGAUAUUUUUUUAUAUUUUCAUUAAAUUAACGAACAGUAAUAGAUUUUUUUGUUCAGAAUGAACGAUAUUUUUUGAAUAUGUAAUUCCAAGUUGAUCAUUGUGUGCCAUAACUUGUUACUAUUGGAUAACAAUUAUCAUUAUUAUUAUCAUUACUACUACAAUUACUAUUACAGUUGUUAUUAUGAUUAUCAUUAUGACGUAACCAAGCAGAAUGAUCAAUAAUGCUUUUCUGUUUACUUAAGUCACCCCCGCCCCCCCUAUUCAGCGCCUUGCAAAAUAAUGAACAAUUAUUGUAUCGCUUCUAGUCAUGUUUUCUGCAUUGAUGCUAAUAUAGAAUUUUCAUUUUUGGUUAAGAAAAAAACUAAUCUUCUCUUAAGGACAAAAAUUGUAUUGAAUAAAUAUAUUAUGAUCUCUGAUGCUUCAUGUGUUUUGAAAUUGAACUAAAAAAUGAGAGAAAAAAUGGUAUAUGUAAGUAUUUUUAACCAAAUUUCCUUUUUUUCGGCUGUAAGAACAACAUAUCUCGUCACUCUGAAUAAUACAAUGUACAUAAACAAGUAAAUAAAUGAAUAGAAAACAAAUGAAUAAAAUAACAAAACAAAUGCUAGUGUUGCUAUUAUUAUUAUUAUUAUUCAGUGUGAAAAAAUGUCUAUCAUUUGGAAAACAAUUUUUUUUUCUGUACUGUGGCAUUAUAGGUUUCCGGUGACCUCCCCCCUACCCCCCCUCUCCCCCCUAUCCCCAGCAGUAGUUUACAGAGAGGGAGGUUGUGUGCCCCCUCCCCCCUCCCCCUCCCCUCACCCCAUCUCCCUCUCUUCCUUCUUCCUGUGUCUGGAAAAUGAGCUUUGUAAGUGAUGGUGAUAUUAUUAGUGUGGUUAUUAUUGUUAUAAUUAUUAUUAUCAUCUUUAUCAUUUUCAUUAUUAUUAUUAUUAAUAUUAUUAUUAUUAUUAUUAUUAUUAUUAUUAUCAUCAUCAUCAUCAUUACUACUAUCAUCAUCAUCAAUAUUAUUACUGUUUUAUUAUCUUCAUUUUUAAUGUCAAUGAUAUUGUUAUUAUCAACGCUAUGGAUUAUAAUAAUUAUUUUUUAUAUAUAUUUUGAUGGUUAUUGUCAUGAGCAUUUUUAUUGUGAUUAACGCAUUAUGAUGAUUAUGACCAUCAUUUCCAACCGCACAACAAUCUCGAUACAACGAAAAAUAAAGGAACAAAACAUGUAUGGAACAUGAUUUUGUCACUUUUCUACUCUUCUUCUUUAUUAUUAUUUUAUCAUUAUUAUUUUUUUCUUUUCUGCUUUCUUAGUCUUUUAUUAUUUAUACAUAUUUAUCAGCUUUUGUAACAAGGUUGUCAAGGGCGCCGAUAUUAAUGUAAAAGUCUAUAUAUAUAUAUUUUGUAAUGUGUGUAUGUGUGUAUGUAUACCGAUGUCUUCAUACUUGCUAUGUUGUAUUUUCUACUGAACUGUAUGAAAUAAAGACAUGUAUAUAACAUA